AUGAACUUUAAAUUGCGGAGGAAACAUGAAGAAGAUCAUGAGGCACCACAUACCCCCAAGAGCGUGGGGCUGGUCAUUGGUGUAACGGGCAUAGUAGGCAACAGCCUAGCUCGAAUCCUCCCACAAUCAGACACACCCGGCGGUCCAUGGAAGGUCUACGGAGUCGCACGCCGUCCUCGCCCGCAUUGGAACAGCGACUACCCCAUGGAGUACAUCCAAUGCGACAUCUCGGACCCAAACGACACCGUAUCCAAGCUCUCCGGAUUAACUGACGUCACCCACAUAUUUUAUGUCACUUGGGCCAGCCGAUCCACGGAGCCCCAAAACUGCGAGGCAAACGCCGCCAUGAUCCGCAACGUGCUACGUGUCGUCAUCACGAACGCGCCAAACCUCUGCCACGUGUGUUUGCAGACAGGGACCAAACACUACUUCGGACUCUACGAGUCGUUCGGCAAACUGGAGCCCCAGGAGCCGCCUUGUUUGGAGGAUCUGCCCCCACUGAACUCCCCGAACUUCUACUACGUCCUGGAUGACGUGUUGUUUGAAGAGGUGGGGAAGAAAGAGGAGUUGAAUAUUACAUGGUCGGUGCACCGACCCGGGGCUAUUUUCGGCUUUUCGCCGAACAGCUUGGUCAACAUUGUAGCCAUGCUGAGUGUGUACGCUUCUAUAUGUAAGCAUGAGAAGAAACCUUUGAGAUUUCCUGGAAGCAAAGAGGCCUGGAAUUGUUACUCGGACGUUUCGGAUGCGGAUUUGAUCGCGGAGCAGUAG
This is a messenger RNA of Prunus armeniaca (apricot), 768 nucleotides long. The record is from the annotation of a GenBank genome assembly. Lineage: Eukaryota; Viridiplantae; Streptophyta; Magnoliopsida; Rosales; Rosaceae.